Molecule: messenger RNA, 1322 nt
Organism: Oncorhynchus gorbuscha (pink salmon)
Lineage: Eukaryota; Metazoa; Chordata; Actinopteri; Salmoniformes; Salmonidae
Gene: pomca
Product: proopiomelanocortin a
Exons: 3
Coding region: 146-844 (232 amino acids)
Biological process (GO): neuropeptide signaling pathway
Cellular component (GO): extracellular region
Molecular function (GO): neuropeptide hormone activity
Source: RefSeq, a predicted model, not a curated record
GGGCCAGAGACAGAGACACACACACACUCUCUCAGACACACACACACACACAGACGGACAACAGUGCUGAAGUGGAAGAGAAAAGUGAUCGACUGGUCGGAGGAGAGAGAGACAGAGAAGAGAAUACUUUUGAAACAGCGUGACGAUGCUGUGUCCUGCGUGGUUAUUGGCUGUGGCUGUGGUGGGUGUGGUCAGCGGGGUUAAAGGUCAAUGCUGGGAGAAUCCUCGCUGUCAAGACCUGAACUCUGAGAACAGCAUCCUGGAGUGCAUCCAGCUCUGUCGUUCUGACCUCACCGCCGAAUCUCCCAUCUUCCCUGGCGAGGUCCAUCUCCAACCCAACUCCCCCUCUGACUUUCCUCCCCCCUCCUUACCUCUGUCCCCCCCCUCUCCCCUGUCCCCCUUGGAGCAGCAGAACAUCGUGUCCCCCCAGGCCAAGCGAUCCUACUCCAUGGAACACUUCCGCUGGGGGAAGCCUGUGGGAAAGAAGCGCCGCCCGGUGAAGGUCUACACCAACGGUGUGGAGGAGGAGUCCUCCGAGGGCUUCCCCAGUGAGAUGAGACGAGAGCUGGGCACCAACGAGGCCAUGUACCCCUCCCUGGAGGCUGGGGCUGUGGAAGGGGGAGAGGGCCUGGGGGGCGAGGCGGAUGGCCUGGGUGGGGUGUUUAGUCUUCAGGAGAAGAAAGACGGCUCGUACAAGAUGAACCACUUCCGCUGGAGCGGACCGCCCGCCAGUAAGCGCUAUGGAGGGUUCAUGAAGAGCUGGGACGAACGCAGCCAGAAACCACUGCUCACUCUGUUUAAAAAUGUCAUCAUCAAAGACGGACAGCAGAAGAGAGAGCAGUGAGGGGGGAGAGGGGAAGGGAGGAUAGGUGAGCUGAAGAGGGGGAGGGAGAGAGGGGAAGGGAGGAUAGGUGAGCUGAAGAGGGGGAGGGAGAGAGGGGAAGGGAGGAUAGGUGAGCUGAAGAGGGGGAGGGAGAGAGGGGAAGGGAGGAUAGGUGAGCUGAAGAGGAAUACCAUUAUCAGGCUUGAGGGAGAGAGGAUGGCGGGUUGAGGGAGGGAGAGAGGACAUGGGGGGUUGAGGGAGAGAGAGAGGACAUGGGGGGGGUUGAGGGAGAGGACAUGAGGGGGUCGAGGGAGAGAGAGAAAGUCCCGUUUCUCCCCAUCCAGCUCCGUAGGAUGUACAUCCAGUAAGCUCUCAUUUGAUUCGCAAUUCGGAGACAAACAAGCUUUGUGAUUGGCUAAAAGCGCUUUGUCCUCUGACCCAGCAUGAUGUUAGCUGCCAAUGUAAUAAUGUCUCUAAUAAAUCUUAACUCUGUAUAGAA